GUGACGUCACGAGGUCUCUCCCCAACUCGUGGAGUCACACAGUGCCGGCUUGACUCAGCAGAAGAAUGUCACUUUCACGUACAGCUACCCUCAGACUUCUGCUGCAGAACAAGAGCCUUGUUCUGCCAGCUGUUGUGGGUGCACGCAAUGCCACAACUACAACAAAUUUAAGAGAUUUCCUUGCUAAUGAAAUUCCACAAAAACAAAAGGAAGUUGUGGAAUUUCGGAAAAAGUAUGGAGAAACCAAAGUGGGAGAGGUCAACGUGAACAUGAUGUAUGGUGGUAUGAGAGGCAUCAAAGGUCUUGUGACAGAAACCUCUGUCCUUGACCCUGAUGAGGGCAUCCGUUUCCGUGGCUACAGUAUCCCUGAGUGCCAGAAGAUCCUGCCCACAGCAGGAGGGAAGGGGGAGGAACCCCUGCCUGAAGGCUUGUUCUGGCUGCUGGUGACAGGGCAGGUGCCCACACAAGCUCAAGCUGACUCAAUCACACAGGAGUGGAACAACCGUGCAGCGCUGCCAAACCACGUGAUCACUAUGUUGAACAACUUCCCCAGCAACCUCCACCCCAUGUCCCAAUUCUCGGCCGCCAUCACCGCUCUCAACUCCGAGAGUAAGUUCGCCAAGGCAUACGCAGAAGGUGUCAACAAGAAACUCUACUGGGAGUAUACAUACGAAGAUUCCAUGGACAUGAUCGCCAAGCUACCGACCGUUGCAGCCAUUAUCUACAACAACCUGUACCGUGAUGGUGCCACCCCUGCAGCCAUUGACAACAACAAAGACUGGACAGCAAACUUUGUCAAAAUGAUUGGCUUUGAAGAUCCAGCAUUUGUGGAGCUCAUGAGACUAUACUUCACCAUCCACAGUGACCACGAGGGAGGUAAUGUCAGCGCCCACACAACGCAUCUUGUAGGCAGUGCUCUGUCGGAUCCCUACCUCAGUUUUGCUGCAGGAAUUAAUGGCCUUGCCGGGCCCCUCCAUGGCCUUGCUAAUCAGGAGGUGCUUGGCUGGGUGACCAAGCUACAGGAGGAGCUUGGAGGAGAAGUGUCAGAUGACCAGCUCCGCAACUUUAUCUGGAACACGCUGAAGUCAGGACAGGUGGUACCUGGCUAUGGCCAUGCUGUGUUGAGGAAGACGGACCCCCGCUACACCUGUCAGAGAGAGUUUGCCCUCAAGCACUUGCCUAAUGACCCCCUCUUCAAACUGGUGUCUCAGAUCUACAAGGUUGUCCCUGACAUUCUCAUAGAACAAGGCAAGGCCAAGAACCCCUGGCCGAACGUGGACGCCCACAGCGGUGUUCUUCUACAGUACUACAAGCUGACGCAGAUGAACUACUACACAGUACUGUUCGGAGUAUCACGAGCGCUAGGAUGCAUGGCGUCACUCAUCUGGGAUCGGGCGCUGGGGCUUCCCAUAGAGAGACCAAAGUCCUUUGACACACCAGGCCUGAAGAAAUUAGUUGGAGCCAAGUGAUUGAUUUGGUUACUAUAGGAAUUUUAAAAAAGCCACGUUUUAUAGGGAACCCAGAGUAUCUUUUGUACAUCUUUGAUUUCUUCAUUUGUUUGAAUCGUUUUUCGAAAAUAAAGUAAAAGAAAAUAUGUUAGUACAUUGGUUUGGUUUGUUUGACACAACAAGGCAGGAGUACAACAAUAGGAUGAGUUCAAUUUCACAUGACAUUUUGCAAAGCAUACUUAUUAGACCUUAGGCAUUCAUGGUAGAUUUUUGUAUAUAUGCUUUACUGUACUGACAUUUUACUCUGGUAGGAAAUUUGAGAAUCAGAGAGAAAUGUUAGCAAGAAAUAGCACAUGCUUCAUACAUCGGUGGAUAUUUUUGAACAAGCAAAACCAAUGGUGCAAAGUUUCAGUCAUCACAUUGAUUAUGGUUGUUAUGCAGAUACAUUUGUAUAUAUUGUUUAACAGUUACCAUGGUAACAGUUUUCGUCGUACCAUUUCAGUGAUGGGCACUUUCUUCAGUCAUUGGGAAAUGUCUGAUUGAAUGACAGAACUUUCAUAAAAAUGGAGAUCAACUCGCAAUUUAUUAAACCUACUUUACCGUCAAUGUCACAUUUUUGACAAUCCCUUGAAAUAAACUUAUGAUGUCUCACUCAACACCAAUGUCUGCCUUUGUUUAUACAGAGAAAUCUGUAAGAAUAUUUUGUGGAUAGCCAUCUUGAAAAUUGUAUUAAUGAUAAUAGAAUUUCUGCCCAAUGUUCCACAUGGAGUUGUCUCCCUUUAAAACUUGUUUUGUUUGUUGCUUUUGUGUGAGAGAGUGAUUGUUAGAGGUGAUUAUUCUGUUUUUCUUCAGUGGGAUGUAUGUUCAAGUACAAUCAAAACUGAGGAACCCAGGCAUCGUAUGUGCUAUGUGUUGAUGACUGAGAGUUUGCACAAGAGAUCCUUGUACUAAGGACCUUAUGUAGCAUUGGUGCUGAUCUGUACGGAUAUUCUACAGUUAAACACUGUCGACCCUGGUUGGUUAUUCAAAUUAAGACACCUUUGAGAUAGUUGCAUUUUACCUACAAUGUCUGUGCGUGGAAUUGUAUUAAUAAAAUUAUGUUGUACAUAUUAUCUGUCAUUAUGAACAUAACAAUCAAAUGUUAUUCGAUUUAAUUGUACCUCAUGAACAAAUUUAUUUUAGUGUUUCCAUUGUAUUUCUACCCAUACAUAUCAGCUGGGAAGGUUGUUGACGAAGCUUUAUGCCACUAUUGUGCCAGUUUAUAGUAUCCGUAGCUCUGAUAUUAUUUAGGCCACUAUGGUGAUAGGAUCUAUUUAAACAUGUUAUUUUGUGUCUGUCCUGUUGUCAAUAAUACACAAGAACAUUAUGCUUACUGUAGUGGAGUACCUAUAAAGGGUGUCUUGAUUUGAAGGAUCUUGUUUGGGUGACCGGUUGUCAGUAAUUCAUGUAUCUGGAACCUGUAAUUGUUUUCAGUGAGAUUCAUUUUGAUGAUCACUGGACAAUUACAUGUGUCAUUUAAAGAAUUAAAACAAAGUUAAGUGUUA
This is a messenger RNA of Haliotis rufescens (red abalone), 2992 nucleotides long. Its product is annotated as citrate synthase, mitochondrial-like. Lineage: Eukaryota; Metazoa; Mollusca; Gastropoda; Lepetellida; Haliotidae. Gene Ontology annotation, cellular component: mitochondrial matrix. The transcript is spliced from 10 exons. The coding region runs from base 66 to 1469 and encodes 467 amino acids. The record is from RefSeq and is a predicted model, not a curated record. Gene Ontology annotation, biological process: citrate metabolic process; tricarboxylic acid cycle; carbohydrate metabolic process.